CCUCUCUCUCUUCUGGUACUUGUAGUGUAUAAGCGUCUCUCUCUAUUUAUAUUCCGAUUUUCCUCGUAUCCGUCUCCCCUCCCUCCCCAAAACUAUUGCGUUCUCUUUCUGCAUUUCCUUCUAAUUCUAAUUUAUAUAUUAGUCAGAAUAAAUUAAUCACUGAAGCAAGUUAGGGUUUUGUCAUUGGUAGUUUCGACACUGCAAUCGACGUAUAGGCACAGCUUCGAGGUGAGAUGUAUCGAACAAGUGAUUUGAAUUUGAUGAAAAAGUGCGCUUCUUUUGUCAAUUCCAUGGGGUUUGAUCUCAAUUUAGGAUUAGGUUUAGGGUUUGGUUUACGUUUAGCCUUUCCCUUGUUUCUUCAAUGUGUUGAGUGGAUUAAUGUGUGAAAGGAACAGGAUGUGCGAACUUGCUCUUUUGGGUUUGGGAAAUGAUGGGAAUUUUUUGUAAUUGAGGAAAACUAUAAUCAGGGGAUCUUUUUUCUUGUUUUCUUUUGGUGGUGGAGGUGGUGGUAUUGUGUAGGUUAUUUAGGCUAUAGCUGGUGAAGAUGACGGAUGUUCGGCAACAACUUCAACAGAAGCCUGAAAGCACCACGACAGCUGAUGAUGCACGAGCUGAAUUUGAAAGGGGGUUGGAGGAGUUAAUGCGGGGGCAUUUGGACGAUUGUAUGUCAUUUGCGUCCUGCAGUUCUCCCCGAAAUACCGAGGAUGAGGAUGAUGAGGGUGAACAACUUGUGAGGAGAAGGAGAAGGUCGGAGCUUGAGGGGGAUGAUUUGGCUGAGUCAUCUGCUGCCAGGAGGCGUCACUCGCGCAUUUUGAGCCGGUGGGCUGCAAGGCAGGCGCAGGAGAUGAUUACCACUAUUGAGAGGAGGAACCGUGAAUCAGAGUUGAUUGCUCUUGCAGGUUUGCAUACAGUGUCCAUGCUUGAUUCUUCAUUCCUAAGAGAAUCACAGUCUCCAACUUCAAGGCGACAGGGAAAUGUUGAGAGGCCGAGCACUCAGGCGUCGUCUAUUUUGCAAAUGUGGCGGGAAUUGGAGGAUGAACACGUAUUGGACCGUGCUCGGGAGCGGGUCAGGGAAAGAUUGAGGCAGCAGAGGAGUGUUGGGCCUAAUACAAAUGUUUCUAGCACAAACAUGUCUGAAAGUCGGGAGAGUGAGAAUCAGGGUAGCCUGGAGGAUGCCAGCGAGAGUGAGAAUGAAUAUGGAACUUGGUCCCAUGAUGCUAUUAGCCAGCAGAAUGGCAACAGGGAUGAAGAUAAUUCUAGUCGUGAGCAAUCUCCUGACCUAGGUGAUACAGAGAGGGAAAGAGUUAGGCAUAUUGUCCGUGGAUGGAUGGAGACUGGAAUCCGGGACCACUCAUCUGGUGUUUCUCAGAGGAAUGGUGGUUCUAGAGGGGAAUGGCUUGGGGAAACUGAGCGUGAGAGGGUGAGAGUUGUCAGGGAGUGGGUCCAGAUGACAAGCCAGCAGAGAGGAGCUCGUGGUGCCCAUAGGGAGGAUGAGACCACUGCGAUUGGUGCUCAAGUUGAUCAAACUCGUGAAGGCUCAAUGGGUGACCAGGAGGAAGGUCAACCAGAGCACAUCCGCAGAGACAUGUUGAGGUUGCGUGGAAGACAAGCUCUACUUGAUUUGCUUGUCAGGAUUGAGAGGGAAAGACAGAGGGAACUUCAAGGUUUGUUGGAACAUCGAGCUGUAUCUGACUUUGCCCAUCGCAACCGAAUUCAGUCACUACUCAGGGGCAGAUUCCUGCGGAAUGAAAGGCCUGUUGAAGAAGAGAGACCACCUUCAGUGGCAGCUAGUGAAUUAGUUCAGUUGAGGCAAAGACACACAGUUUCUGGUUUGAGGGAAGGGUUUCGCUCCAGAUUAGAAACUAUAGUUCGAGGUCAUGUAAGCAGCCCUCAUGAAACCUCAUCUACUAAUAACAACAGUGAUUCUAGAAAUUAUUCGACUCAUUCAAAUCAUUCUCAGGAGGGUGAACAUGAGAGUCUCGAGGAGUCUCAUUCUGGGAGUAUGGAAAGCAACCUUCAUCACUUGCCAGGACGUACUGGAAAUUUAGAUGGUAGUGCAGCUGUCACUGGGAUGGAUCAGCAAGCAGUUCCUAAUCAAGGAAGGGAUAUUCAGGAACAGGUUACUGAAGAUGAGAGACAUAUCCAGCCUGAGAUGACCUUUAAUGAAUCUAAUGAAUGGAGAGAGAGCAUUUCAGAAAAUAUGGAUGCAAAUUGGCCUGGAAAUUCAAGAACUAAUUGGUCCCUCAGAACAGCAGGAAAUGAAGGUGGAGAUAAUCGUCGUUUUCAAGAAGCAAAUGAGGUUUGGCGUGAAGAUGGCUCUCGAGAAGCUGUAGAAAAUUGGUCCGAAGGACCUUCUGAUCCUCCAAGAAUGCGGCGUGCUGUUCCAUAUAGGAGACUUAGUAGGUUUCAUCCUCCUGAUGAUGAUAAUGUGUACAGCAUGGAACUCAGAGAGCUUUUGAGCAGGAGGAGUGUCUCUAAUCUUCUUCGCAGUGGCUUUCGGGAAAGUCUGGAUCAACUAAUUCAGUCAUAUGUGGAAAGGCAAGGACGCUCUCCAAUUGACUGGGAUCUGCAUAGGAACUUGCCAAUUCCUGCAUCUCCAGAGCAGAAUCUGGAACAGCAGGAUGACGAAAGAAAUGAUGAUCAAAAUGAUGUCAUUGGUAGACCUUCAAUAGUACUACCAUCUCCCCCAGUACCUCCUCCACAACCACUUUGGCAUCAGGAUUUGCAUCAUUCCAGUUGGCCUCGUCAAAGUGUGCAUCGCACUGAACUUGAGUGGGAGGUGAUUAAUGAUUUGAGGGCUGACAUGGCAAGACUUCAGCAAGGUAUGAAUCACAUGCAGAGAAUGUUGGAAGCUUGCAUGGAUAUGCAAUUGGAGUUGCAGCGCUCAGUCAGACAGGAAGUUUCGGCUGCUCUCAAUAGAUCGGCUGGUGGACAAGGGCUUACAGCGACCUCAGAGGAUGGGUCCAAAUGGGGUCAUGUCAGGAAGGGGACCUGCUGUGUCUGUUGUGAUAACCAGAUUGAUUCCCUAUUGUACAGAUGCGGGCACAUGUGUACAUGUUCAAAAUGUGCAAAUGAGUUGGUUCGAGGAGGAGGAAAGUGUCCAUUAUGCCGGGCACCUAUUGUUGAGGUGAUCCGAGCUUACUCUAUACUGUAAAAAAUAUAAUAGGAAUUAAUUGUUCCGAGUUAUAACAGUUUGAGGGAGCCAUUUAUCGGCCUGCUGCCUUUGCGGAGCUCUACAGGUUGUUAUCUGUGUUGUAGUUUGCACCGCCCUUCUGAUUAUUUGUGGAAUGCUCAGCAUUGUAUAGUUGGAAUGACAAAUGGCAUCUUCUUCUACUUCAUUCAUUCGUAAAUAAGAUAUAUUCUUUUAUA
This is a messenger RNA of Coffea arabica (coffee), 3369 nucleotides long. RefSeq lists its product as uncharacterized. The record is from RefSeq and is a predicted model, not a curated record. Lineage: Eukaryota; Viridiplantae; Streptophyta; Magnoliopsida; Gentianales; Rubiaceae.